Molecule: messenger RNA, 1327 nt
Organism: Parasteatoda tepidariorum (common house spider)
Lineage: Eukaryota; Metazoa; Arthropoda; Arachnida; Araneae; Theridiidae
Gene: Nnp-1
Product: Ribosomal RNA processing protein 1 homolog Nnp-1
Biological process (GO): rRNA processing
Cellular component (GO): nucleus; preribosome, small subunit precursor
Source: RefSeq, a predicted model, not a curated record
UGCCAUUGGUUUAUAAUUAUGUACUUCAAUCUGUCAUGAAGUGAAAUGAUAAAUUACAGUAGUAUAACCGUGAGCACAACAAAUAUUAUUCGUGUACUGCAUGUGUUAUAUGAAUCAAAAUCAAUGAAAAACCUAAAUUUCGAUCAACAGUUUUGUUGAAUUUAAACGCAUAUUAAUAAUAAAUAAUUUAUUAAUAUUUUUUUCUGAUAAAACAGUUACAAUGAAUGCUGUAUCUGAUGAAAUUAGAUUUGCACAGAGCCUUGGCUCAAACCAAGUAAAAGUUCGAGAAAAAGCUGUAAAAAGUUUGGGAAAAUACUUUAAACGAGUUUCAACAUCUAAGGAUUCUAUGUCCGAAGAGAACAUGAUGAAACUUUGGAAAGGAAUAUUCUAUUAUUUUUGGAAUUGUGAUAAACCCCUAUUUCAGGAAGAGAGAGCUGAUAUAUUGUCAAAAUAUAUCCAUGUGUUUCAAUCGGAAGAUUGUGCAUUUUUGUAUCUUGACACAUUUCUGCAAACCAUGGCAAGAGAAUGGUUCACCAUUGAUCGUUAUCGUCUUGAAAAAUUCAUGAUGUUAGUACGUAAGUUUUUGAGUGAAUCAUUUGUAUUUCUGAAAAAUAAGAAAUGGGACGUUGAACUAAUCAAGCAGUUUAAGAAAGUCAUGAAGAAGACUGUUAUUAAUACUGCUCCGGAAAGUGCACCACUCGGAUUAAAAAUACAUGUUGCCGAAAUUUAUACUGAAGAAUUAGCAAAAGUUGGUGCUGAUGAGCUGUCACCAGAAACCGUGAAAACAUUCCUUGUUCCUUUUUGCAAUAUUCUCUGCAAUUCAGAGGAACCUUCUUUAGUUAAAACAAUUGCAAAGGAGGUGUUCAUUUAUUUUAUUAAUCAAGAUGCUGAGACAGAUGAAUUCGAAGAAUUUCCCAUUCUUAAAUUUGAUGUGGAUGUGAUUCAAAAUUUAUUGAUGAAAUAUGCGAAUAAACCAGAUCUGAAAAGAAAAAACAUGAAAGUUAUUUAUGAUGUUGUGAAGCAGUUUGAAGACUAUAAAAAUGGUAUUUCACAAGAGGAUCGAUUGUUUGCUGACCAGGGUCCAGCUCGCAAAUUAAGAAAACGUGCAAUAGAGAAAGCUGCUUUGGCUCUUGUUGAGGAAGAGAUGGCCGAGAAGGCAGAAAAGUCUGUGAAGAAAAGAAAAAAAAUUCAAAAUGUUAUUGAUUUGUAAAGUGUGUUGCUUGGGUUUUGAAUGUAAAUAUAUUUACCUUGUUUGUAUAUAUUUAUUUUUAAGAUCUUACUGUUAUGUUUGUGUAAAUCAUCCUCAUUAAACCUUCAUUAAAAUUUU